Messenger RNA from Bombyx mori (domestic silkworm), 692 nucleotides. RefSeq lists its product as uncharacterized. Bases 125 to 652 code for a protein of 175 amino acids. The transcript has a single exon. Lineage: Eukaryota; Metazoa; Arthropoda; Insecta; Lepidoptera; Bombycidae. The record is from RefSeq and is a predicted model, not a curated record.
UCGAGCAAAUGUUCUAAGAUUGAAUGGGGCGCUUGGAUUAGAGGUUGUAGACGAAUUCGUGUAUCUCGGGUCCUGCAUCAGCAACAAAGGCUCAUGUGAAACUGACGUGCGCCGACGUAUCGGAAUGGCUAAAAGUGCGAUGUCUCAGCUACAGAAGAUCUGGAAGAAUAGAGGGAUAGGCCUGAAAACUAAAACCAGACUGGUGCGGACUCUUGUUUUCUCUAUCUUCUUGUAUGGAGCUGAGACAUGGACGUUGAAAGCAGCAGACCGAAUGCGCAUCGAUGCUUUCGAAAUGUGGUGUUGGAGACGCAUGCUAAGAAUUCCGUGGACAGCCUUCCGGACUAACGUGUCGAUAUUGAAGCAACUGGGCAUCAAAAUCAGACUGUCUACUGUAUGUCUGAAGCGGAUCCUCGAAUAUUUUGGUCACAUUGCGAGGAAAGACGGCGAUAACCUGGAAAAACUUAUGAUCACAGGGAAAGUUGAAGGCAACAGAUCUAGAGGCCGCAGCCAUACUCGUUGGUCCGAUCAGAUCCGCACCGCUUUGGACAGUACAGUGUACAGCGCGCUGCAUGACGCCGUGGACAGGGGAAAGUGGAAAAAGAUCCUAAAAUUGAAGCUCAUGGGUGAUGGUGGUCACGACCCUCAGACAUGAGGAACGCGACUCGAGGAGGAGGAGAUGUGUGGACGAGGUC